AUGGAAAGAAGGAAACAGCGUAGGAUUCGAACAACAUUCACAUCUGCACAACUGAAAGAACUGGAACGAGCAUUCCUGGAAACUCAUUAUCCUGAUAUUUACACUCGGGAAGAUUUGGCAAUGAGAAUUGAUCUGACAGAAGCUCGAGUACAGGUUUGGUUCCAGAAUCGACGAGCCAAAUUUCGAAAACAAGAAAAAAUGCGACGUAUGAAGGAAGAGAUCCGCACUCAAAAGAGUACACAAUCCGGUGGUAAUAGUCAUGGACAAAAUAGCGAAGAUGAUGAAGAACGAAACAGUGGGCAUGAAGUUUCAUCCAGUAACAACAUCUUACUCACUGGAGUUUUACAAUAA
Messenger RNA from Loa loa (African eye worm), 351 nucleotides. Its product is annotated as homeobox protein. The coding region runs from base 1 to 351 and encodes 116 amino acids. The record is from RefSeq and is a predicted model, not a curated record. Gene Ontology annotation, molecular function: RNA polymerase II transcription regulatory region sequence-specific DNA binding; DNA-binding transcription factor activity, RNA polymerase II-specific. The transcript has 2 exons. Gene Ontology annotation, biological process: regulation of transcription by RNA polymerase II. NCBI's taxonomy places the organism in Eukaryota, Metazoa, Nematoda, Chromadorea, Rhabditida, Onchocercidae.